Messenger RNA from Abrus precatorius (Indian licorice), 2710 nucleotides. RefSeq lists its product as uncharacterized. The coding region runs from base 66 to 653 and encodes 195 amino acids. The transcript has a single exon. Lineage: Eukaryota; Viridiplantae; Streptophyta; Magnoliopsida; Fabales; Fabaceae. The record is from RefSeq and is a predicted model, not a curated record.
AAGUGAAAUAAAAAACUCUUUCUCUCUCUCUUCGUAAAACAUUUCCGCAUUUUCUCUCUCUAGAAAUGGGAACAGCUGUUCUACGUUCCCACGAUUGCCUUCAAGGCCGGUUCCUUCCAAACGAUGCCUUAGCUAUCGCCACGUCACACGCCCGAUCUCGAAGAAAUUCUUACCCGAACCCUAAUUUCAAUUCCUCGCCCUCCCAUAACCGCCAUCGAAAGCGGAGUCCGAUCGCCGCCUUUCAGGCCAAUUAUCACGAUCGCGAUCGGAGACGGCCGGCCGAUAGAUCGGCUGUGAAAAGUCCGGCUGCCGCUAAUCUUGUCAUGGGACAAGUUAAGAUCCUCAAGAGAGGCGAGAAAUUGACCCUGGAGAAUGACGACCAAGUGCUCGCUGUUCCCUCGGAGAAUAGUAAUCUUAGGGUUAAUAGCGAGGUGGGCCUCGAUCUGUUAUUGGGCUCGACGGAUCGGUUGGGCCCGGAUCCGUUAACCUUGCAGAAACAGAUUAGGGUUUCGGAUUCAAAGGAAGGAAUCUAUGCCGGUUCGGCGUUCGUUGCGUCUCCGCAUCCGAGUUCCGUUCCGGUUCCUGGAUUUUUAGGGAGGAACGGCGCGGCCACCAGUGACUUGAGGCGGUUGCUGCGGCUUGAUAUGGAAUGAACGAUUUCGUUGUUUGGAGUCUGAGUACUUCUCUUACCUAGUAGAUGAUUAAUGGGUUUGCUCGAUUGGUCUCUGACGCGCUUCCUUUAUUUUUUCAAGAGGAUAGCCGUAGGGUACGAGCAAUUGAAGAAAUUACGAAGGCGAAGAUUGUAGGGAUGAAGAUUUGGUAUUCUGUUCCUGCAAGGGAGCAAACUUAGUUAGUUAGUUUAACUUUGUUGGAGACAAAAGGAUUGGGAUGGGAAUGGAUGUACUGUAUAUUUCCACAGUCUGAUAUACGUGAAUCUGUCUAGGUGAUGAAUGGUUUAGAUUGUGUAGGUGUUGUUUUCGCAUAGUAGAAGCAAGUUUGAUGUGUGUUGUGUCUUCUAGGCUGUGCUUGUACGCUGCUCGACUUCCUGUUAUCGUAACCUUGUAGUAGUGAAAUUUAUUAGUAUUACAAUGAAGUUUCUAGUAUUUGGUUCACUUUUUUUUGUGACUUAGUCAUUUUGAUUUUGAUUUCUCUUCUGCGUCACGCGUUUUAGACAUUUGAUUUUCAGCCUUUGUUGUCCCUUUACUGCGUGGGUUGGUGUUUUUCUAUUGAAAUCCGUGGUUAUGUCGUUUGCUGUUGAUGUAUUAUUAUCCUUUCAUGGAUCAUAUGUCAAAUUGAAAUGCAUGUGAACUGCUUGAAUAUUUCCAGGGGGGUUUCAAAUGCUGAAUGCACUGAUUUCUAGAUAUUAAUCGCAAGGUAUACUUAUUUUGGUUACGUGUUUGAUUCCGUGGAGUGAUUAGUGAGUUUUAACUGUCUGGUGUUUUUGGAGUAGUCAUAAGAUCUCUUUCAUGUUUAGUGUGGUGUUUUUAUUUCCCAAAUUGGCUUUUUAAAUUGAAUAUGCUGGAGCAGAAGUACUUGACCUGUUCGCUAGGGGACUCCUCUACUCUACCUCCUGUGAACCUUUAUCUAUUUUGAUCUCACAAGCAAAAAACAGUUUGGUUUCUCGUUUUAUUAUCCUCUAUUGUUCUUUCUGUUUUAAAUUCCUAUUUGAUCUUGUGCAUUGAGGGAAUUGAAUUCUGUAACAGUUAAUAGUUUUUAGAACUCCUGCUGUUUGUAGUUUUAGUUCCUUUCUGGAAACCGUAGUUGAAGUAUCGAGGUAUGCGUGUUUCUUCUUUCCUCUUCUCUGGCUAUUUUACUUGGGUGUGGGUAAUUUUGAUUCCUAGUUAGAGCAUGCAUUGUUUUUCAAUUGAUCUUUUCAAGGAGGUAGGGGCAUGGGAAACUAAAUUGGCCAUUAGCGGCCUGUUUAGUCUUUGACAUACUCUAUAACUUAAUGCUAGCAUUAGUCUUUGACAUACUCUAUAACUUAAUACUCUAUUGAUUUACAAAAAAAAAAAAAAAAAAAAAAAAAAAAAAAGGCCAUAGUUGUUCAGUGACUUUCUAAAUGGGUUUGGCAUUGAUGCAAACUGAACUUGGGUUAUUAGUGAAACUAAAUUUAAUAAUAUAAUUUGGGUCCAAUUUGUUGAUCAACGGGUAAGAAAGAAACGUGAGUAGUCUGGACUCGGUGUGCCUGCCAAAAAUCUUUCUGCAAAAGCUUUGAGAUAGCUGUUCGUAAAUUUUGUCUUCUCCCCAAAUUUGAUUCAAACAUCUGCCAUCCCAGUUGGAGCACAGCACAAGAGGUAUCGAGUUGGGCCACAGCAUCGUUAUCAUUUUAAAUGACAGCUUUGUUGUAUUUUUUUUUAAUACUUUUUAUUAAUUUAUUAAGUAAAUAUUCUCUUUGUUUAUUUUUGCUUUAACUAUUUUGUUUUGUUCAUUUUUUAUCGUUAUUUUGUAAAAUCAAUGCAUAAUUAAUACUUUCUUUUUUUAAUGGAAACUUUAUAACUUUUAUAAACUUUGAUUAAGUCUACAAAUAUAAUUAAAUUAACAAAAUUAUCUAUAUGAAAUGUUAAAUAUAAUUAAAUUGACAAUACUAAAUGCAAGACUACUAGUACUAAUAACUAUUGAUAUAACUAACGAGACACGAAUGCCAGAAUUAUUCAAAUAGAAAGUUUCUUGAAAUCACUUUUUAUUGGCAAUAAUGUUUUCGGAGUUGGUG